Molecule: messenger RNA, 792 nt
Organism: Cynara cardunculus var. scolymus (artichoke)
Lineage: Eukaryota; Viridiplantae; Streptophyta; Magnoliopsida; Asterales; Asteraceae
Exons: 1
Coding region: 1-792 (263 amino acids)
Source: RefSeq, a predicted model, not a curated record
AUGUAUGAAACCUGCUUAUCUGUUAACUGUACGGUUAAGGAUCUUUGGGAUGGGGUCUCUUGGAAAUGGCCGUUGGAACUGUUAGAUAGGCAUGGUGUUGUUUUGGGUAGCUACAAACCAAGAUUGAUAGCUAAUGUUGCUGAUGUGGUUAAAUGGAAGGAUAGGCAGGGCAGAUUAAAAGACUUUGGAGCUGAUUUGGCCUGGAAUGAAAUUAAACAAUGUAGAAAGGUUGUUGGUUGGGCUGAUUGGGUGUGGUUUCAUCAAAAUACUCUGAGACAUGCUUUUAUCCUAUGGCUGGCUAUUAAAGAGAGGCUGAGGACCAGGGAAAAGUUAGUUAGCUGGAAUAUUGGUGAUGCAAGUGAAUGUGUUUUCUGCAAAAAGCACUUGGAGUCCCAUAAUCAUGUUUUUAUGGAUUGUGAUUUCUCUAAGGAUAUUUGGAAUUCUUUUCUUGCUCUGGUGAAUUUGGAUGGUUUCUUCGUGGAUAUUGUUGACAAGGAUGAUGGAUGGGCCAGAUUUAUCAAGAUUAGUAGUAUUCCUUGUAAAAAGUCAUGCUGGAAUUUGAUAAAGAGAUGGCUUUUUGGGGCUGUGGUGUACUUUAUUUGGCAAGAGAGGAAUUAUAGAAUUUUUCAAGCUAAAGAAAGGAAGGUGGAUGGUAUUUGUUCUCUAAUUAAAGACUAUGUUAGAUUAAAGAUGUUGGGUGCUGACAUAAAGAAAGGAAGAAUGUAUGCUCAAGCUCUGAGGAAAUGGGGCUUUAAAGAGUUGGAUUGUGAGGAUGGUCAGAAAAUUGAAUAA